This is a messenger RNA of Dendronephthya gigantea, 3029 nucleotides long. Its product is annotated as gamma-secretase-activating protein-like. Gene Ontology annotation, biological process: positive regulation of amyloid-beta formation. The record is from RefSeq and is a predicted model, not a curated record. The transcript is spliced from 39 exons. Gene Ontology annotation, cellular component: trans-Golgi network. Bases 119 to 3007 code for a protein of 962 amino acids. NCBI's taxonomy places the organism in Eukaryota, Metazoa, Cnidaria, Anthozoa, Malacalcyonacea, Nephtheidae.
AAUAGAGAAAGGAAGUUGUUACAGAAGUGUUUUUAAAUUUGAAUAUUUACAGUAAAGAAAUAAAAUUAUAAAAUGUAACGAAAGGAAUUUCCAGGAAGGGAGAUGCUAUCGUGUGAAGAUGAACCUCGAGAAAGUGUUCGAUUUUGACGAUGAUAUUUUUCCUUGGAUAGUUGAGAGAGUGAAAAAAACAUUCAGAAAAAGGGAUGUACAAGAUGUGGAUGCCAUUAAAGAAAGUUGCAAUGCUCAUAUUGUUGGACAAGUUAGUGAUGACCUAUUGCUGUUCACAUGGGAUGGCAAACCAGACAAAACAAAGUCAGAGAUGGAAAUCACAUAUUUUUGUCUGUAUGACCUAACCACGAAGAAAUCAUCAAUAUUGUUUGAUCAUGACAGGAAGGUAGAUGUUGUGACAGCUUCUGUUAAUGAAGAGAGGACAUUGCUGGCUUUUACUGUUAUUGAACUCAAACCUCAUGAUUUUAAUCCUGCUGAAGAAAGUGUUGGUACUUACAAAUCAAUUAUUGCGGAAAUAUCUCCAAAAAACAGAGUAUUUAAGUUGGCUGUUGAUCAACCACAUUACCAGAAAGUGCAGUUUCUACAUGGAAAGUACCCAUUGUAUGGUGGAUCUGCUCGCAGGGAGAGUCAUAUGCUGUUCUUUCAUCAUACAAAAUCAAUUGACCUGUAUCACAUACCUCUGGCAAGAAUUGAUUGUGGAAUGAUAAUGAGUAGUCAACCACAAGUGGAAAACUUGGUAAAACGGUUCGUGUGGGCGCAGUUCGAGCGACAUCGGAAACGUUUAUAUUAUGUUUAUUCUGAGUCUGAUGAUGAAAGUGCAGAUCUUAUUUUCUCUGCGAUUCAAUUUUGUGAAACAUCCCCUCGCGUUGUUACGAUGAAAUUAAUUUGCCCAUUUUCGGUUGGGUCUCCUUCAAAUACAAGGUUACAGUACGACCGCAAGCCUCUGUCAAAAUUUGUUUCAGAAAGUGAUGUAAAUAUGCAAGUGGUUUCGUCUCCAGAUGGAUCGUUUUUCCUUUGCUAUCAACAUCCUUUGAAUGAGGAUACCAGACCAAUUCAGGAUACGGCAAGUUCAACCGACGUUACAGAUGGUGGUGGUGAAUUUGAGCCUCAACAAUCAGUCCUGGAGUAUUCGAUAUUUAUGUUGCAUCAUGGAGCAAUUCUAAGAUGCAAGGUUCCGAACGUUGUACCCAGUAAUCUUAUCGAUCAAGCAAGACUGCUUUUUGUAAUGUUGAAUGACUGUAUCGCAGUUAUUUUACCAGGAUAUGUAUUUCAUAUUUUGGAUUGCAACGCCGAACACCCGCCAUGUCAUCAUCUUUUUCUGUCAGGGCCAGACAGCGAGGAAUUGUCAAUCUCGGAUGAGCAACUUUCUGAAUUUAGAUGUUUUAACAGCAAACCAAGAAAAGCGAUCCAGCAAGAAGAACUUCAGUUGUUUGAGCCAAGGCUGUGCAAGUUAUUCAAGUUGAAUAUUAAGAAUAACUACUGGACUGACUGCUUUUUAAGCACCCACUGUGACACGACAAGACUAGCUUUGCUGCACUUCAGCAUCUUGCACAUUCAGGAUCCAGAUAUUAUGUUGCAAAUUUUUGGUCACUUGGCAUGUGAUCCUGCCAAUCCAGAGUGUGUUGAUAUAUUGAAUGAAUAUCUCAUUGGUUCAACAUAUUUUCAAAUGAAAUUUCAAGUUGAGGCAUCCGUUUACAAGCUGUUGCCUUUCUCGAAUACUGAACCUUUUCGUGGACAUCUAGAGACGAACCGAAAGGGUGAAAAGAUCGCACAAAUUUCAUACACACCCAUGAAGUCAAGUAAAAUCCUCAACCAAACGUUUAAGGACGAAAAAAGAAAAGAGUUAGAAUUUUGGAUAUUUCUCAGGCAAAAUCUGUCUUUCGCAAGUUCUGUCGAUAGAUUUUCGCUAAAGAAAAUUUCAAUGCAGGAAGAAAUACCAAGGACCAAUGACUCGUCUUCGACUGCCGAAAGCGGCUUCUCGUCGAUUUUUCAGAAGUUCAGGAGGUUUCAGUUAGUUGAAAAUCAAAUACAAGGAAAUUCUGAGUUUUCGAAAGAAUACAAACCCGAAUACUUGGAAUAUAUUCGGUGUGAUGACGCCACAGUGGAAAAAGAAGAAGGGAGAAGCAUGAAGGUUUUAGAUAGUUUGACACGAUUCUUUCAUCGCUAUCUUCCUUCUGAAGUACCAAAAAUGAAAAUUCAAAAAAUGGCCAUGGAAUAUAUAGCAUGUCAAAAAAAACAGUCUAGCAAAUUACUUGAUUUGUUUUGGUCGGGACUAAAUUAUUCCGACGACACUCAUCCGUACGAUCAUUCACUAAAUACCCGAGGCACGAGUAGGGAACGUGCACUUCUCAUGUUAUUCGAAAGAUACCACAUGGCUGUAAAUCAAAUUCACUUUCCUAUACCCACUGGAUUCCACACCUUCUUUGUAUUUAUGGGAUUUCGUUGUCUUGAGGAAAGGUUAUUUAUUCAGUAUGUAAUCAAUAAAAUCUUCAGCUUGGAAACAGAAUUCAUGAAUCGACUUUUACAUGAUGUUGGAGAUGACGAGUCGUAUUCACAUUUGAUAUCUCGGCUUAUUUGUAGUUUUGAUCAGCCCAAAGCCAUCCAUUUUUUGGAAAAGUGGAGUAGUCCGGGUGUCUCGAGAAUUCUUUGUCAAAGAUAUGUCUCGAAGUUGCUGAUCGAAGAUGAUCACUUCCGAAACGACUCGAAAGAUUUUCUCACUCAAAGUCAGCGUUUUGAUGAAUUCCAAAGGACAGUUUCUUCACUGAAAAGUUCAGGCAGUGAUCAUUCGGAGUCAGAGACAGUCCCAUUUCGGCCCUUACUUAAUGUCAUGGCUGCACUAAACGUCACAGUUGCCCAGGCAAAGAAGCCUUCGAUGUGGAAAGGAAAUAAACAGGAUUUAGAGUCCCGUACAAACUCUGAAAUGUCUUACGUCUCAAAGAAUGCGCUGGAACACACAACGAGAAAUGUUGACGAUAUAUUAGGACUUGGGGCGUUUUGAGUAAAUUUCAGUUUUUAAAAUA